CUUCAUUGACUCAAAUCUUUCUUACUUUUUUUUUUUUUUUCUUACGUUAAUUAAUUUACUUAUGGCGUCUGCAAAUGGGGUUGUUUUUGAGGAUUAUUUUCCGGCUAUGGUGGAGAAAUUGGGAGCGGACGGGUUCAUGCAGGAGCUUUACAACGGGUUUCGUUUGUUGGUUGAUGAGGAAAAGGGAGUGAUAACUUUUGAGAGCUUGAAGAAGAACUCGGCGUUGCUUGGUUUGCAAGAUAUGAGUGAUGAUGAAGUGAGGUGUAUGUUGAGAGAAGGUGAUGUUGAUGGAGAUGGAGCGUUGAAUGAGAUGGAGUUUUGCACUCUCAUGUUCAGGUUGAGUCCUGAUUUGAUGAAGAGUUCCAGAAAAUUAUUUUUAGAAGCUCUUGUAAAUGACUUUUAGAUGUUGCUUCAUUUUUGCUUAUUCUUUUUUCUUUCUCUAUCUCAACUACUAUGUAUUCAUGCAU
Messenger RNA from Pistacia vera, 467 nucleotides. RefSeq names its product calcium-binding protein KRP1-like. Gene Ontology annotation, molecular function: calcium ion binding. NCBI's taxonomy places the organism in Eukaryota, Viridiplantae, Streptophyta, Magnoliopsida, Sapindales, Anacardiaceae. The transcript has a single exon. Bases 62 to 403 code for a protein of 113 amino acids. The record is from RefSeq and is a predicted model, not a curated record.